Molecule: messenger RNA, 768 nt
Organism: Fonsecaea erecta
Lineage: Eukaryota; Fungi; Ascomycota; Eurotiomycetes; Chaetothyriales; Herpotrichiellaceae
Exons: 2
Coding region: 1-768 (255 amino acids)
Source: RefSeq, a predicted model, not a curated record
AUGUCCCAUCAGAUGUACGAGCAUUUGAUAGUGCAACUCUGCGAGACAUAUGGCAUCCGAUGUAUUCCAUCCGAUCGAAGAGGCUUUGGAAAAAGCGAAUGGAACACCAGUCGCAGCAAGGAUAUCACUUACGACACCUUCGCACAAGACACCAUUGACUUGAUCGAUCAGGUCAGGAUCGGGAAGUUCUUCUUCGUUGCAAGCAGCAUGGGAUGCGGAGAAUCACUUUUGGCGUACCUCCAGAUGCGAGAAGACUUACAAAAAGAAUGUCAGGGUCUAAUAUGGCUAGGUCCUAGUCUUCCGUUCCCUUUGAAGACAGAGGCAAACCCGGUGGCGCCCUCUCGAGAGCUGUGGGACAUGAUAUUGACUGGUUUCCGCCAGGAUCGCACGGGUUUCACCAGAACGGCACUCCCAGGUGUGUUUGGCGUUCCUUUCAACAUUGGCAUUGAGGUUCCGGAAACGGUACUGCAAAGGUUCGAAUGGAUUAUUGCACAAGCCGACGCAGUUGCUGUUGAGAGUUGCGUCCAAAUUAUCACGACCAGAGAUUUCACCGAUGACCUGAAGAAACUGGACGGGAAGGACGUGAGAGUUCUCGUUAUCCAUGGUGACAAUGACCAGAGUAAUCCUGCCGAAGCCACUGCAAACCUCAUUCCGACCCUCGCAAAGCAAGCCCAAGUCAAAAUCUACGAAAAGGCAGCGCACGGCAUGUACCUCACGCAUGCACCUCAGGUCACCGAGGACAUCCUCUCUUUCGUACUCGGAUCAUGA